Messenger RNA from Colletotrichum chrysophilum, 2001 nucleotides. RefSeq lists its product as uncharacterized. The transcript is spliced from 4 exons. NCBI's taxonomy places the organism in Eukaryota, Fungi, Ascomycota, Sordariomycetes, Glomerellales, Glomerellaceae. The coding region runs from base 1 to 2001 and encodes 666 amino acids. The record is from RefSeq and is a predicted model, not a curated record.
AUGAUGGAUAACGGCAAGCAUCGUCAUAGCGGCUACUACGCUGAGGACGAGCUCUUGGAGAUCAACGAUGGCUCCAUCACUCGCUCCACCAAGUGGAAGGAUGACUGGGCUGCUUACCGCAAGUCGAGUUUCUGCUUCCUGGCCUAUGUCUUCCUGAUGGGUCUCUGCGUUCUCUCGGCCGUUAUUGGCAUUUCCUACGUCGCCAUCCGCAACGAGAUCCAGAGCAAGAACGCUGCCGACCAGGCUCAGGCUGCUGCCAUCGUUCCCCGCUUCCCUGUCAUGAACUUCCACGCUGGAUCCUACAACGGCACCCACUACUCGCUCAACCACACCCUCACCGCUGUCUCUACCGGUAUCUCAAUUGAUGUCUUGACCUCAACUGCUGUUCACUGCCCUGAGGAGACCGAGACCACCACUCAGCCCGCCAACCUGACUUCCGUGGAGUCCACGACUACCAUCAAGAAGACCCGCACCCAGACUCGCACUCACGAGCAGUCUCAGGGUACCACCGUGUCUCCUGCCUUGGGCGUCACCGGCACCCAGUCUGCUACCCAGUCCGUCGAUGUCAUCACCGAGUUCAUCACCACCUCUGUGACCAAGACCGCGAUCCAGACUGCCUCUGCUUCCUCCAUGAGCGUCUCUGAGUCCACCUCUCAGUCCACCUCUGAGAAGUCCAGCAUGUCCAGCUCUCAGGUCCAGAAGCCUUCCAUCGAGGUCUCUUCCGUCCUGGUUACCAAGACACAGACCGCCGUUGUGACUUCCGUGAAGCAGGUUACUUCCACGAUUGAGGAAGCUGUGGUCACCACGACUUACACCCCCACUUCCAUUCUCGUCUCGACCGUCUACAUCACCUCAGAGCCCCUCGCCACCUCGACUCAGGAGGCCCAGUGCUCCAUGGACGACCACACCGUCUACGUCACCGUCACCAAGACCGCUGAGCCCAGCUCCUCAGCCUCUUCCACUUCUUCCCUGACCAAGACAAAGACCAAGACCGUCUCCCCCUCUCCUUCAUCUGUCUCCGCCUCCAAGGCCACCGACACCGUUCUGAUUACCUACACCAUCACCAUCGACAGCUUCAAGCCUACCAGCACGAGCUCGUCUUCCGGCGCUGUCAGCGAGACCACUACGUCCGUCACCUCCGAGGCCAAGAAGACCUCCACGGUGGUCGUGAGACACACCAAGACAAUCUUCGAGACCGUUGUCGACGGCACCACUGUCGCUUACAGCACCACCGUCUCCUCUGCCCUUCCCCACGCCGCCUCUUCCGAGGUCAGCCAGGGCACCGGUGAUGCGACCACGACAGUCACUGACAUUGUCACCGAGACUCACCGCGCAUCUGCUUCCUCUGAUGCUACCACCACCGUGACCUCCUCUCUCACUGUCUCCCCCUUCAGCUCCACCUCCACUGUCAAGAAGACCAAGUCAAUUGAGACCACGAUCGUGCUCACCGAUCGCGCCACUCAGACUGUCACCGUCUACCCCACGCUGUCCCCCUUCCUCAACACCACCUCCUCUUCCGUCGAGGUCGUCACCGAGGUCGACAUCAGCACCCUCACCGUCACCGUCUCAGGCGAGGUCCAGACCUCCACGGUCGGCGUCCCCAAGAACGCUACCGCCACCCUCACCCUGAGCAAGACGGACGUGGUCACGACCGCCCUCUCCACCAUCACGGGCGUGUCCAACACCACCACCCUGACCACCCCCACCCCCGAGGUCACCAUCAACACCACGGUCUACAUCACCGGCUCCCCUGUGAAGUACACCAAGACCGAGGGUGUUGAGCUGCCCCUCUACCCCACGGGCGCCAACGGCACCAUUGCCACUCACCCCGCUGGCCCUGUCAAGCCCAGCCAGCCUGCCACCACCACCGCUCCCGUCUUCUCCUCUGCUGAGAAGCGCGCCGAGCCUGGUGUGGUCUUUGGUGCCGCCCUCGACCCCACCCAGAUGAACUGCCAGACUUGCCUGGUCCUGUUCGUCCUGGCCCUGCUGGUCCUCUUCUAA